Lutzomyia longipalpis is the source of this 1690-nucleotide messenger RNA. RefSeq names its product phosphatidylinositol glycan anchor biosynthesis class U protein (gene PIG-U). The coding region runs from base 347 to 1642 and encodes 431 amino acids. Gene Ontology annotation, cellular component: GPI-anchor transamidase complex; membrane. Lineage: Eukaryota; Metazoa; Arthropoda; Insecta; Diptera; Psychodidae. The record is from RefSeq and is a predicted model, not a curated record. The transcript is spliced from 2 exons. Gene Ontology annotation, biological process: attachment of GPI anchor to protein; protein localization to cell surface.
AACUGUGGUUCAAUUAAUCAAAAAUUGAGUCAAUUAAAACAUUAGAAAAUUCUCGGAAAAGUCGAAUUUUCUCAGCAUUGUGGUUUCAAGGAAAAUCGCGUAGAAGGGAAAUUUCUAUCAGAUUCAUAAAUUGAAAAUUUUGAUUUAUUUUCCUAAUUAAAAAAAUUAAAUCAAUGACUCCACUCUCCCCUAUUCAUUGUUGUUUAUCUCUGGGAAGGUUUUCAAGUGUGUAAAGUGAAUCGCGUGGAAAAGUAUUUUAGUAAAUUUUCUCGUCUUUCGCUGGGGAAAUGUUUUGAUUUAUUGGGGAAUAUUGAGUGGUUAGGAAAAUCCCUGAGAGUCCUUGAAGAUGAGUAGACGGAUUGCAGUGAGUUUCCUCAUUGCCGGCUCAAUCCGGCACCUCUUGAUGAGCUCCGCCUUUGCACCCUACAUUCGUGAUCGCGUUGAAGUGUCCACGCCUCUAAAUGCCUGGAAGAGAGUUCUCGAAGGAGCUUUCUUGCACGAGAAUGGGAUUGAUCCGUAUGCUGGUGAUAUGUACCAUGAGAAUCCCCUGAUUCUAGUCACAACAAAUGUCCUGAUAAAGCACUUUCAGGCAUUCAUUCCGGCCCUUUUCAUUGUCAUUGAUCUCCUUGCGGCUGCUUUUGUCUAUGGGAUGACACAAAUUGUGGCGCGACAGCUCAUGGCGAAGCAGAAGGAGGAGCAGGCAACGUAUGCCAAGGGCACGGAAGAGCUUCAACUGAAGCCGGAGGAUUUGACGCAGAUCCCCCUGUACUGCACAAUUGCAUAUCUCUUCAAUCCCUACACAAUUCUCAAUUGUGUGGGGCAAACAACUACAGUUUGGAGCAACUUCCUCCUGGCGGCUUUCUUCUUCUUCACAGCACGUCGGGAGAUUGUUCCGGCUGUCAUUGCUCUGGUGCUGGAGACUCAAAGGAAUUUCUACCCAGUGGUGCUCAUUGUGCCUCUGGCUAUCAAUGUCUAUCGCACAGAAGGUGGUGGUUGUGGGAGAUGCAGAGCAAUCCGGGCGGUGUUGCUGUUCGCUUCUGCCCUGGGUUUUGCCACAUAUUCCGGGUACCUCAUAACGGGUAAAUGGACCUUCCUGGACGCCACGUAUGGGUUCAUUCUCAAUCACAGAGAUCUUCAGCCGAAUAUUGGACUCUUCUGGUACUUCUUCACAGAAAUGUUUGAUCACUUCCGGGAUCUCUUCCUGUGGACAUUCCAGAUUAAUGCCACAGUCCUCUAUCUCAUCCCAUUGGCCCUGAAGCUGCGUCAUGAACCCCUAAUGCUGGCCACCGUGCUCACGGGACUCGCAGCAAUCUUCCGCUCAUACCCCUGUGUUGGGGAUGUUGCCUUCUACAUGGCCCUCCUGCCAAUGUGGAAGUUCGGGCAGAAGUUCAUGUCGCACAACUUUGUCGUGGGAUGCUUCUUCCUCAUCACAUCCGUUCUUGGGCCCGUUGUGUGGCAUCUGUGGAUCUACUCAGCAUCGGCCAAUGCGAAUUUCUACUUUGGUGUCACACUGGCAUUUGCAACAGCUCAGAUAUUUCUCGUCACGGAUCUCCUCUUUGCCUUCAUAAAGCGUGAAUUCUGUCUGCGGAAUGGCAUAACAUUCCGGAAGAAUGGCAAGGAAGCCCGAAUGACGCUUGAAUGACAUGAAAUUGCAAUUUUAUCCAAAUAAAUAAAAUCUCUAAAAUACAAA